Prunus avium (sweet cherry) is the source of this 1473-nucleotide messenger RNA. Lineage: Eukaryota; Viridiplantae; Streptophyta; Magnoliopsida; Rosales; Rosaceae. The record is from RefSeq and is a predicted model, not a curated record.
AUGUGGAGUGCAUGUUAUGCUGCAAACAGGGACACACUGAAACCAGGAGACACUCUCAAUUCCUCAGAUACCUUAGUUUCUGCCAUGGGGUCGUUCACUUUGAGUUUCACUGCAUUAGAUCAGAACAAACCGAACUACAGCUACCUAGUUCUUGAGGGGACUGAAAGUGUAGGAUAUAGUUUCCUGGUCUGGAUUGCCAACGGGAACACACCAAUUAUGUACCCUACGGGAGCUCUUACCUUGGACAGGAAUGGAACACUGAAAAUUACGCAAAAAGGUCGUGAUCCUAUAGAGCUUUUCUCAGCGCCACGAACUACCACUAUUAACAGUACUACUAGUGUUGUGGUGGCUACUCUGUUGGAUACUGGAAACUUUAUCCUACAGGAACUGAGCUCUGUCGAUGGAUCAACGAAGCAAGUUUUGUGGCAAAGUUUUGAUUAUCUUGCAAGCAUAUUUUUACCAGGCAUGAAAUUAGGUGUGAACUACAGAAAUGAUCACACUUGGUUGCUUACAUCAGGAGCAUUCACCUUUGAAUGGGACCCCAAAGGACACCAAUUUCAAAUCAAACAACGCGGGGUGCUUUAUUGGAGUAGCGGCGCAUUUAGAGAUGGGACAUUUGAAUUUCUAUCACCUUAUUAUGGACCCAAAAACGAGAGCGUUUGUAACUUUAGCAUAGUUUCAAAUGAGAACGAAAACUACUUCACUUACAAUACUACUGUAAAUUAUAGUAACCUAUGGAUGCUAGACUCAAAGGGGUACCUAAGGCAAACACUGUCGGACAGCGCAGCGGAGUCCGUUCAAUCAAAACCUACAGGAGGCUGUGAUGGAAAUAACACGGACGGAGGGUGCCAGAAAAUGCCCCAGCCAACUUGUAGGCAUCUUGGUGAUAGAUUUGAGAAAAAAGUGGGUUUUUUCAGUCCAGUAAUUGAAUCAUCUGAACCAACCAUUGAUUCAAAUACAAGCCUCGGCAUUAGUGAUUGUCAGGCGGCUUGUUGGGAAAAUUGUGACUGUCUUGGGUUCUACUUUAAUUUUGAUAACGAGACUGGAUGCAGAUUUUGGACUGGAAAAUCGGAGUUCAAUGAAGACACUACUGGCAAUACCACAACGAAUUACUUUGUUUUAACAAAGUCAUCUCGCGAAAAAGAAACACCAAAGUCAUCUCGCCGUAACGCACAUAAGUGGAUAUGGAUUGGCACGGCUAUUGCCGCUGCUCUAUUGGUAAUGGUGCUUUGCAUCUCGUGCUAUCUACUAAGGAGGAAACUAUUUUCAGAGGAGACCAACCCGAUGAUCGAGAAUGAAUUGCUUGAAUGGAUGGAAUCUGAUAGAUCCACUGGCGAUGUCAAGGGGCUUCAAAAUGAUAGAAAGAUGGGAAAUAAUUUGACAGUAUUUCGCUACGCAUCUGUCGUGGCUGCCACAACUAACUUCUCGGAAGAAAACAAGCUCGGACAGGGGGGCUUUGGACCUGUUUAUAAG